UGUACAUAAAUGCCAAUUGCACCGUUUUUGCGGUGAUAAUUUGCGGCGUAUUACAUCAGUUCCAGUUAUCUGAUAUUUGUAGUACACCGAAUAGAUGCUCUUUUAACUUGUCAAGGAAGUGAGGUAGUAGGAAUGGAGGAUGAGGUAACGCAGAAGGUACCAGAAGUGUUGUGCGAAGCUGCUGGACAAGAAGAUGCAGCAGGGACUGAACAAGCAUCUCUUAGUGAUGGUGAAAGCACAUCAGCUCAGCCUGCUGCUGUCAGCAACGGAGAGGAAAGCGACGAGGGGAAAGAGAUGGUGGAAGUCAAGAUCAUUUGGAACAAAAACAAAUAUGACCUUAAAAUUCCUUUAGAUGGCACCGGUGCUAAACUGAAAGAGAAGAUUCACACUCUUACUGGUCUUCCACCUGCUAUGCAGAAAGUGAUGUACAAAGGACUGCUGCCAGAGGACAAGACGCUUCGAGAAAUCAAAGUUACAAAUGGUGCAAAGAUUAUGGUUGUUGGAUCUACAAUAAAUGAUGUACUAGCUGUAAAUACACCAAAAGAAGUUAUUCAGCAGGAGGUUAAAGCUGAGGAGAACAAAAAGGAGCCAUUGUGCAGGCAAAAGCAACAUAGAAAAGUCUUGGACAAAGGAAAACCAGAGGAUGUCAUGCCAUCUAUAAAAGGAGCCAAGGAGCGUCUGCCAACAGUGCCUUUAUCAGGAAUGUACAACAAAUCUGGUGGAAAAGUACGACUCACGUUUAAACUGGAACAGGAUCAGUUGUGGAUCGGAACAAAAGAAAGAACAGAAAAAAUUCCUAUGGGUUCCAUCAAAAAUGUUGUGACCGAGCCAAUAGAGGGUCAUGAGGACUAUCAUAUGAUGGCAUUUCAGCUGGGUCCGACAGAAGCCUCACAAUAUUGGGUCUACUGGGUGCCUGCACAGUUUGUUGAUGCAAUCAAAGACACAGUUCUCGGAAAAUGGCAGUAUUUUUAACGUGCCUCUAUAGACACUGCAGAAUUGGGAUUCAGAGAAAAAGAUUGAAAACAUUAACUGGAGCCAACACAAUAAUCUGAAGAACCGAUUUUUCUGAAGUAUUUCCAGAGCAAACCGAAGGAUUGCUGUUGGACAAAAUAUUUUGGGGGUUUUAAGUGCACUAAGUGUCAGCAUCCCGUUUUUCAAACUGUUUCACCACUCUCUUCUUUUUUUUUUUUUCUUUUUUUUUUUUUUUUAAAGAAAUCCCAAG
Messenger RNA from Carassius auratus (goldfish), 1222 nucleotides. Its product is annotated as ubiquitin domain-containing protein UBFD1-like. Bases 133 to 972 code for a protein of 279 amino acids. Gene Ontology annotation, molecular function: RNA binding; cadherin binding. NCBI's taxonomy places the organism in Eukaryota, Metazoa, Chordata, Actinopteri, Cypriniformes, Cyprinidae. The record is from RefSeq and is a predicted model, not a curated record. The transcript has 7 exons.